AUGGUCAAAGCUGUUGUUACUUUCGAACAAUCUUCCGAAUCCGAUCCAACCACUAUUUCCUGGGAAAUUUCCGGUAACGAUCCAAAUGCUCUGAGAGGAUUCCACAUUCACCAGUUUGGUGACAACACCAAUGGAUGUACUUCUGCUGGUCCUCACUUCAACCCAUUCGGCAAGAACCACGGUGCUCCAGAGGACUCUGAGAGACACAUUGGUGACCUCGGCAACAUCACCACCGACGCCAACGGAUUGGCUAAGGGUGCUAAGCAGGACUCUCUCAUCAAGCUCUUGGGUGAGAACUCCAUUUUGGGAAGAACCGUUGUUGUUCACUCCGGUACCGAUGACUUGGGUAAGGGUGGCAACGCCGACUCUCUGAAAACUGGUAACGCCGGUCUGAGACCAGCUUGUGGUGUUAUUGGUUUCGCUGCUUAA
Molecule: messenger RNA, 429 nt
Organism: Ogataea philodendri
Lineage: Eukaryota; Fungi; Ascomycota; Pichiomycetes; Pichiales; Pichiaceae
Exons: 2
Coding region: 1-429 (142 amino acids)
Biological process (GO): removal of superoxide radicals
Molecular function (GO): copper ion binding; superoxide dismutase activity
Source: RefSeq, a predicted model, not a curated record